This is a messenger RNA of Aspergillus brunneoviolaceus CBS 621.78, 303 nucleotides long. RefSeq lists its product as uncharacterized. The record is from RefSeq and is a predicted model, not a curated record. Bases 1 to 303 code for a protein of 100 amino acids. The transcript has a single exon. Lineage: Eukaryota; Fungi; Ascomycota; Eurotiomycetes; Eurotiales; Aspergillaceae.
AUGCAUUUAGCAGUAUCGACGCUGCAGGGGCUUCACCUGGCCAUUCUAAGCUCAAUGCUCACAACUACCUCGUCGAAUUCGGCCCCUAUGGGAGACGAUGAGUUCGGCAAGCAGGGGCAGCAGAUGUGGGGGUCCCUUCAUGCGAAUAUCAGGAUGAACAUGUGUUUCUUACGUGGGCAAGUCGAUGUCUACAUUGCCGAUCAUGGCCGAUUACAAAGAGAUAAGUGGGGAGCUAUCUCGUGGCUGCAUGCUGAAUCUGCCACCAUGCACUCACAUAGUCGAGUAGGUGCCUGGAGAUUGUAA